Molecule: messenger RNA, 1892 nt
Organism: Linepithema humile (Argentine ant)
Lineage: Eukaryota; Metazoa; Arthropoda; Insecta; Hymenoptera; Formicidae
Source: RefSeq, a predicted model, not a curated record
GAUUUUUUUUAACUAACAAUAAGUUGUGUAUAGUUUGUUCGAAAAUCGUUCUACAUGUUCACGUGAAAAUCAGCCAUGCGUCUCAUGUAAAUUUAUAUUUAGUUGGACUUGUGAUUGGUCAAGUUUUUUCAUGCACAUAUAUUAUAUGUCAUUACGUAUGUGUAAGUUGCUGGAUGUACUUUCACUUGUGCUAUUCUUUAAACUUGUGUUGUCAUCGUACCACGUUGGAUUUUACAAGAAGAAAGAAUUUACUUUUCAUCCCCAAAUACAUAAAAUAUACUGAAAUGGAUUCCAAUCAGACGAGUAACUCUGCUGACAAUGCUAUACAAUCCAAUGGAUACAGAAAAGAAGUUGCGAAAGAAAUCCUAAUACCGAUGCCAUGGGGUCAUAUUAGCGGACAAUGGUGGGGAUCAUCAGAUGAGCAACCUAUAGUGGCCAUACAUGGCUGGCAGGACAAUUCAGGAACUUUUGACAACUUGGCAAAAUUGUUGCCGUCAAAUAUAGCUAUACUAAGCAUAGAUCUGCCUGGUCAUGGCUUUUCUUCUCAUCUACCAGAUGGACAAUUCUACUAUAUAUUUUGGGAUGGGAUUGUCAUACUGCGCAAAUGGUGGGGUCCUAGAGAGCUCCAACCGAUAGUGGCAUUGCAUGGUCGUCAAGAUAAUGCAGGAAGUUUUGACACAUUAAUACCAUUGCUUCCCGAUGAUGUUUCUGUUCUUUGCUUGGAUAUGCCAGGGCACGGUUUAUCUUCACAUUAUCCAACGAGCCAAUUCUAUUAUGUCUAUUGGGAUGGUAUCAUAUUUCUGCGUAGAAUCAUAAAACAUUUCCAAUGGAAUAAGGUAAGAUUGCUCGGACACUCACUGGGUGGUGCUAUAGCCUUUUUAUAUGCAGCAUCAUAUCCUGAUGAAGUGGAUGCGAUUAUAAGUUUGGAUAUUGCUAGUCCGAGCGUAAGGGAUAUCACAAAAACAGCUGCAGUCACUGGAGAAUAUAUUGAUAAAUUUUUGAAGUAUGAAAUAUUAACACUGGACAACAUUCCAUGUUAUGAAUACAAAGAAAUGAUCGACAUAGUGGAAAAAGCAUAUGGUGGUUCUGUAACAAGAGAAGCAGCAGAAAUCUUAAUGAAGCGUGGUAUGCAACCAUCGUAUGAAAAAGGCAAAUAUUACUUUUCCCGCGAUUCAAGAUUAAAGGUUUCCCUUUUGGGCAUGUUAUCCCUAGAUUUAGUACUCGAAUACGCAUCCCGAAUAAAAUGUGCUUAUCUCAACAUUCGUGCUGUUCCUGGGAUGAAGUUUGAACAACCUGAAAAUUAUCAGAAAGUAUUAGAUAAUAUAAAAGUAGGAGCUAGAAAGUUUGAAUAUCAUGAAGUGAAAGGCACACAUCACGUGCAUUUAAAUGAACCUGAACAAGUUGCGCCUAUAAUUAAGAAAUUUUUACAGAAUUUAUAACAGAAUUUAUUUAUUAAUAAGUGUAGUUACUUAAGACAAAGCGACGAGUGAUCACUAGGAAAUUUGUCUGAAACCAAAAUGCAUAUAGCGAUGCAAAUUUAUAUUUAACGCACAUAUACUUGCAUUGCAUCGACAGAUUUUGCAACAAAAUUUCGAACAAAAUGCUUAAUAUAAAUUAUUAAUUAGCAAUAAUAAGUAGUAAUAGUAAUGCAAAAAAAAACAUUGUGAUGAUUAAUAAUUAUCAUUGUGUUAUUCUGCUAUCACGUAUACAGUAAUACAAAAUUGAUAUAAAAGUAAAAGCUUUGGAACAACAAUUAAAAGAAAGACUAUGUGUAUAAAUAAUGCAGGUAAACUAAAGACAUCGAGACAAAUAUGUUCAAUAAAAAUUUCUUGUUCAGCUUUGUAUGUUGUUGCCUGUAUAUCAGAAUAAAUAAAUUAUUUAAUGUUAAUUUA